Boleophthalmus pectinirostris (great blue-spotted mudskipper) is the source of this 2880-nucleotide messenger RNA. RefSeq names its product acidic (leucine-rich) nuclear phosphoprotein 32 family, member A (gene anp32a). Bases 134 to 895 code for a protein of 253 amino acids. The transcript is spliced from 7 exons. NCBI's taxonomy places the organism in Eukaryota, Metazoa, Chordata, Actinopteri, Gobiiformes, Gobiidae. Gene Ontology annotation, cellular component: nucleus. Gene Ontology annotation, biological process: regulation of apoptotic process. Gene Ontology annotation, molecular function: histone binding. The record is from RefSeq and is a predicted model, not a curated record.
CAAUCCCGAGCCCAAGUCCCGCCCACCGAGCGGAUCAAGUUUGAAUGAACAACAGCAGUCUGAUCUGGAGCUGCUAGUGGCUUUUGCAGGAAUUAUUAAAAGUGAGGAUCACAUCAGGGCACACACAUCCAGGAUGGAUAUGAAGAAAAGAAUUCACCUCGAAUUGCGGAACCGCACUCCGUCAGACGUUAAAGAACUUGUUCUAGACAACUGUCGUUCAAAUGAAGGGAAGAUCGAGGGUCUGACAGAUGAAUUUGAGGAGCUGGAAUUUCUAAGCACAAUCAACGUCGGUCUGACAACAGUCGCCCACUUGCCCAAGUUAAAUAAACUCAAAAAGCUUGAACUCAGUGACAACCGGAUCUCAGGAGGGUUGGAAGUCCUGGCAGAGAAAUGCCCCAACCUCACACAUCUCAACCUCAGCGGCAACAAGAUUAAAGACCUCAGCACAAUAGAGCCAUUGAAAGAGCUGAAGACCCUGAAAAGCCUCGAUCUGUUUAACUGUGAAGUGACAAACCUGAACGAGUACAAAGACAACGUGUUCAAGCUGCUGCCUCAGCUCACCUAUCUGGACGGCUACGACAAGGACGACAAGGAGGCGCCCGACUCAGACGCAGAGGUGUACGCCGAGGGGCUGGACGAUGACGAGGACGACGAAGACGAUGUAGAUGAGGAGGAGUAUGAUGAAGAUGCAGCUCCAGGAGAUGAAGAGGAGGAGGAGGGAGAGGAGGAUGAAGAGGAGAAUGAGGAAGAGGAGGAGGACGACCUGAGUGGAGAGGAGGAAGAAGAGGAGGAUCUGAAUGACAGAGAAGUUGACGACGAGGAUGAUGAUGAGGAGCGAGGGCAGAAGAGGAAACGGGAUCUGGACGAAGAAGGGGAGGACGACGACGACGACUGAGGCUCCGGCUACACUAUGGCUGUGCUCUGGCUGUGCUCUGUUUGAACUGUACCUCCCGGUCACGCCCCAGCAGCCCCGGUGUAAUCCCCCUUUCAUAUUGCAGUAGGCGAGUGUUGGUUUUUAUGUUCUUGGCCAGUCAGGUUAGAAGGACUCGCCUGCACUGCAAAAACAUGAUAUCUACAUGAGGUCAAACCACCACCAUUCAGAAUACUUUUGAGUAGGAUUCACUCGUUUAGAUUGGUUUACUUGUUUGAUCGAGACUCUUUGAUUUGUUUAAAUGGACUUGCAACUUCUUUGUUUCAAAAUACAUUUUCUUCCAUCGGGACAGUGAAAUUUCUCUUAAGACCCAUUGGUAGAUUCUACAAGAGAAGAGAAGAUAGACAUAUUAUUUCAAGAUUAAAUUAUGUAAACAGCUACAAAUAACUUAUUUCAUCUAAACUAAGCUAAGCUGUUAUAAAUCUUUGCAAUUUAACCGUAAGAGUAAAGUGCUUAAAGAAUGAGUAGCAUACAGUUCUGCAAUAACACCAGUAAAUCUAUCUAAAUAAGUUAAAAUCACUCAAAAAGAUCAAAUUCUGAAUUCAAGUUACUUUAAAUGAUGCAGAUAGAUUUUUUUUGCAGUGUGGACCUGUACCUUUGACGCUCCCGUGUCCCAGUCUUUACGGUCCACCUUUAAAUGCUUUGUGGACACCAGUUUUGUAAUAUCAAAUAUUAGCAAAACCUUUUUAAGAGUUUUAGUUUGUUUUCUCACCAGUUGUGUAAGAGCAGUUUCUGAUGACUUCUGUAUUUUAAGGCUUCCCUUCAAAAAGGAAAACUAAAAAAACUAAAAAAAAAAAAAAGUAUAUAAGAGUGCAUGUCUAUUACAUUUCAAAGUCAACUACUGGAUUUCAUGUGCGGCUGUCUUCUCCUCGUCUUAAAGUUAUUUUUGCAUUGUUUCUUUUUAAUGUAACUUAUGUGUGUAGUGUCACCAGUAUGCCAACACUGCAAAAACCAGUGUCUACACAGGUUUAAAUGACUUCUUUUUUAGAUUUGAGUAGUUUUGAAAAAGCACAGAUUGAUUUAUUACAUUUUUUUUUAGAAUAUUUGACACAAUUCAAGACUGGUUUCAGUAUAAUUUGUUUUAUAUUAUGUCAAAUCCAUCUUUCGAGACACUAUAAGAAUUAAAUGUUAUGUUGAAAAUAUACAUUAUAGAGGAGCUGCUUUGCAUUGUCUGCGCAGCAUUUAAACUAAUUCUUUUAAGUAUUUUAAGUUAAUUUAAUCAAUCUAAACUAGUUGGAACUACUCAGAUGUUUGCGUUUGUGAUUGCGGUCAUGUUAACCUGCCGUAGUGGUCCGUUUUUGCAGUGCAUGCUCUGCUGUCCUGGUGUGAAUCUUGUACUCUACCCUCACAGGGCGUAUUUUUAGGAAUGUCUGCCCUUAUCGAAGCCCCUCCCCCUCUCCGCCCUCAGCUUUGAUAGUUCGGGAAUUACGUGUUCUUGUAAAUAAUGACCAAAUCUAUUUUUUUGUAUUCUCUUUGAUGACGGCAGACAUUUUAACACCACAACUGAGGUCGAACUUGGAAUUGUAAUAUGAUGUUAAAUAUGUAUGCUGCUUUAUCUACUAUAAUACGCAGUGUGACAUUUCUGGAAUUUGAGAAGAACUUUGUAUGCAUUAUGUUUCCAUGACGACGACAUGCUCAGCGUUAGAAUCUUGUACUUGUUUUCCUCAUGUUUUUCCCUUUACACACCCGUGGCAUUGUUUGUUUGGAUUUGUGGUAGUGUAGAGGAGAUAGAAAAGGAGGUUACAAAGGCAGCAUUUGAAAAAUUUAUUGUUUCAAAGUGUAAUCUCUGGAAAAAUUGUCAGUUAUUGGGAAUAUGUUUUCACUCUUCUAUGUAAUGGUCAGAUCGGCCUACCUCAGUGACUUUACACUCUGUUUAACCCACUGUCAUCAGCCAAAAUGAUGUUUCUUUUCCCUCGCAUUCACUUCAAUAAAUCCCUUUUAUAUAUGAA